Morchella importuna is the source of this 288-nucleotide messenger RNA. RefSeq lists its product as uncharacterized. The transcript has a single exon. NCBI's taxonomy places the organism in Eukaryota, Fungi, Ascomycota, Pezizomycetes, Pezizales, Morchellaceae. The record is from RefSeq and is a predicted model, not a curated record. Bases 1 to 288 code for a protein of 95 amino acids.
AUGCCCAAGCUCCCGAGCUCGAUACCUCUCCUACCUAUACAACAUUCUCCCACAACACCUGGCACCCGGCAACUUCUGCUCGAGGCACCGAUCACAGUACACCGGAGGAGCGGGAAGAGUGUCACAACAGAACUCGUCACACUCACACAGCUUCCCGCAGCAUUUACACAGUGCUCCUACAUCUAUGCCACAGCAGACUUCGCGUGCGCGGCAUCUCUUCCUGCAGUUGAGACAUCUCACCUCGUGCGGUGGGCCCCGGUUGGCGUUGUGGUGGCGGCAAGGCAUUGA